CAGACAAAGACGGACUGAAAGCAAAAAUGCUGAGAUUUCAGUGUGUGUUUUUUGUUCUUGUCUUGUACUUGAAAGGUUCCUUUUCUCAACUCAAUGUUUGUGGUCAGGCACCUUUUAACAGCCGUAUUGUGGGUGGACAGAAUGCCACAGCUGGGGCCUGGCCAUGGCAGGUUAGUUUACAGAGCCCCGCUUACGGCGGUCAUUUCUGUGGUGGAUCCCUCAUCAACAAUAAGUAUAUUCUGACAGCAGCACAUUGUGUUAACAGCAUUUCCAUGUCUGGCCUGACUGUGUAUUUGGGGAAACAGACACUGUCCGGCUCUAAUCCCAAUCAAAUUGUAAGAGGUGUUACAAAAGUGGUCAUUCACCCUCAAUUCAACAGUGCGACCCUUAACAACGACAUUGCACUUCUCCUUCUGAACUCCUCAGUACCCUUCAACAGCUACAUCACUCCAGUGUGUCUGGCCGGGCAAGGCAGCACAUUUUCAGCUGGCACCAACUGCUGGAUCACAGGCUGGGGAAACACUGCAAGUGGAGUGCAACUGCCAGCUCCGGGUGUGCUUCAGGAGGCCAUGGUGCCCAUUGUCGACAAAAGUCUGUGUGAUUUUCAACUGGGACCUGGAUCUAUUACCCCAUACAUGAUCUGUGCUGGUAAUCUACAAGGAGGCAAGGAUACCUGCCAGGGCGAUUCUGGAGGUCCCUUGGUGGCUAAGCUGGGUGCAGCCUGGAUUCAGGCCGGUAUCACCAGUUGGGGUGAGGGCUGUGCCAGCAAACCUGGUGUGUACACCCUGGUGUCCCAGUACCAGUCUUGGAUAUCUAGCAUCAUCACACAAAAUCAACCUGGCUUUGUCAAGUAA
Messenger RNA from Clarias gariepinus (North African catfish), 854 nucleotides. Its product is annotated as serine protease 27-like. Gene Ontology annotation, biological process: proteolysis. Lineage: Eukaryota; Metazoa; Chordata; Actinopteri; Siluriformes; Clariidae. The transcript is spliced from 6 exons. Gene Ontology annotation, molecular function: serine-type endopeptidase activity. The record is from RefSeq and is a predicted model, not a curated record. Bases 27 to 854 code for a protein of 275 amino acids.